This is a messenger RNA of Fimicolochytrium jonesii, 1410 nucleotides long. Its product is annotated as ADP-ribosylation/Crystallin J1. The transcript is spliced from 2 exons. The coding region runs from base 1 to 1410 and encodes 469 amino acids. The record is from RefSeq and is a predicted model, not a curated record. NCBI's taxonomy places the organism in Eukaryota, Fungi, Chytridiomycota, Chytridiomycetes, Spizellomycetales, Powellomycetaceae.
AUGUCCGCAACUACCAGCACCCCGCAUACAGGCCCGGAAGCCGACCGUCUGCGCGACAAAAUCAAAGGCUGCAUCUACGGCGCAGCCCUCGGCGACGCGCUCGGCCUCGCAACCGAGUUCAUGACCCGCCAAGAUGCCUACCGCAUCUACGGCGCAAACGGCGAGAAGCUCGCCUUGGACAACAUGCACGCUGAUCGACACCGGUGCAAGUGGGAGAAGGGCGAUUGGACGGAUGAUACCGAUCAUUUGGUUAUUCUGUUGUGCUCGGUGCUUGCGACGGGAGGGGAACUCGAUCAGCGGGAUUUUGCGAGGAGGUUGAAGAAGUGGGCUGGGACGGGGUUUUUGACGCUGGAAAAGGCUGCGUUGGGGAUUGGGGCUACUGUCGGAAUGGUUCUCUCCCACAAAAACUUUGAAACCGAUCCCGUUGGCGCCGCCUACGAUGUAUGGAACCAUAAAGACCGCAACCUCGCCGCGAACGGCGCCGUCAUGCGCACGGCCGUUCUCGGAUGCCUCGACUAUCAGCACGAAACCAAAGUUUUCUGGAAUGCCGUAAACGCCUGCCGCAUUACCCACGCCGACCCGCGCUGCAUCUUCUCCUGCGUCGUCGUUUGCGUGCUCAUCUCCCGAAUGCUCCGUGGGGAUUUUCAAAAACCGUGGGUGCCCGUUACCCCAGAAGAACAACGAGCGGACAAGACCCCCCCAGCAGCACAACCCAUCACAUCUCAAAAACCCUACCGCCUCCCCGAACAAUACAAACCCGACCCAGACUCCCCACCCCCAAGCCCCAAAGUUUCCUGGACAAACCUAUUAGCCAAACUCUCCCUAUCCCCACCCCCCCACUCCGAAGACCGCCGCUGGCGAGCCAUCUACGACCGCCUCGCCGAGCGCAUCAAAGCCACGCCCAUGUCGUUCGAGAAACACCCAGCAGGCGAGCCGGCGCCGCCCUUCGCGUUCCCACCCACAGACCCGCAGCUCUUUGAGGACGUCAGAGCCGUCGUGGAGGCUUACAAACCCUGUCUCGAUUUCCACGCCACAGAAAUCCACAGCCAGCCCUCACCCCACGAAGAUCUCAUCACAACCCACUGCCUCACCCCCUCCAUUGCCCCCCUCAACCUCUCCGGCCCGGCAGGGAUCGGGUACACGCUCAAAUGUCUCGGCGCUGCCCUCUUCUGCCACACACGUACCAUCUCCCCCAGUCAACCCGCAGAGGAUUUUAAGAAGAUAAUGACGGGGUUGAUCAUGGAGGCUGGCGACGCGGACACGAAUGCGGCAGUUGCUGGGGCGUUGGUGGGAUGUAGGGUGGGGUUUAGCGGGUUGCCGGGGGAGUGGGUGGCGGGGUUGAAGCAUAGGGAGUGGCUGGAGGAGAGGGUGGAGGCGCUUGUGGAGUUGGUUUUGGGGAGGGGUCGGUGA